Molecule: messenger RNA, 1629 nt
Organism: Cladophialophora psammophila CBS 110553
Lineage: Eukaryota; Fungi; Ascomycota; Eurotiomycetes; Chaetothyriales; Herpotrichiellaceae
Exons: 1
Coding region: 1-1629 (542 amino acids)
Source: RefSeq, a predicted model, not a curated record
AUGGCCUUCCAACAGUCCGCAGCGCCGCGGCCCAUUGUCAUCAAUGCGAAUCAAUCUCAAGAAUCUUCGUCCCAAACUCAACUACGACGUACGACAGUAGAAGAUUCCCAAGAAUGGGUGCUAUUCUCCCCGAGCACGGCAGAGUCAACCAUCACCCGUACCCAAACCAGUCAGACUGCAGGGGUCUCAAGAGCGAGCGAUAUAUCACUUAACACUGCUGGGCGGUCGGGCAGACUUGAGUCCUCUGUUUUUGAUGAAGAGGUCACGGAAGAUGGCGAACUCGACAGCCUUGACGAUGGAUUGCACGCAUUCAGAGAACCACCCCUGUAUCCGACCAUCUCCAAUCAGACUCAGGGAGCGGUGUUACCGACCCACGACGGCCUGGGAACCUUCCCCGCUUCGAGCCCUCCCGUCCUCGAACAGCUAUGGCAGCAUGAAGCGUAUAAUCCUAAACGCAAGUACGACGGACAUCACCGGCGACCUUCCAGCGUGCAGAGGAGACUCGAUACGAUAGACGAGAUUGAAGCGCAGGCGAGCGAAGAAAAGAGAAUGCGGAUAGAGAAGUGGCGGAUGGAGCAAAGUCAAGCAUUGAUGGAUGAGGUGGAACGGGAGACUCGCCGACGGCUCAGGAGGGGAUCUCGCCAGUCCACUUAUCAAGAGACACUAGCCUCUAUCAACGAGGAUGUGCUCGGAACAACACCGAAGCAGAGUGAUUAUCUACCCAGGCCCACUGCAGAGCCAGAGGAGUCAGAGCCGUUCUGGCGCCGCAUUACAAGAAAGUUUAUCCGUGAUGUUAUCGGCAUUGAUGAACCUCUCCUGUCGGUGAUAUUUGGAGAGAGUCUCCCAGAGGAGGCUUAUGAGAGCAGGCCGUCCUCCAGCCAUGUUCUGCCUCCGAUACCUGAGCAGGCAUCCGAAGGGCGUGCCUUAGUAGACUCAACGUGGAGGGACAAGCUUCUCCAACGCAUUGCCCGCGAACUGGGUGUCUUGGUGCAUCAACUGUCACCACACCCAGGGGCUUUCACCGCUUACUCCCGCAGUCCUGAUUAUGCUGGCAUGCCAGUCUCCGCAACUCGACCAAAAUCGCAAAUAUCGCUACCGCCCGCCGACAGCUCAGUGAAGAACGCCAUCUCAUCCGGCAUGACACCUAACUUUCCACCCACCGUACGUGACCCGGCCCAUGCCGAGAAUUGGGGUUUCGAGGAGGACCCGGUCUCUACCACGUCACCACUUGAUUCAUCUAUGAGCCUUCAGCGGGAGCGAGAGUACUGGGAGAGAGAACUUGAUCUCAAGAUGGUGUUCCGUUACCUUAGAGACAGGUUCGUGAGCAGGUCGUCUACACAAUCACCUCAGGCCUCAAGACAGCCUCUUGAAGACGCGGCUACUCGGACGGCGAUCAUACGCCAGCACCAUCCUCUCGUUGCUCGGGCUCAACGAUCUCCUGUGCGAUUGCGACGUGAAUCCAGGACGAGCAUUCGAAGACCUACAAGCAGCUGCGCCAGCGAAAGCGUACGGAGCAGCAGGAAAGCAUCCCUAGUGAGAAGCGGUUCCAGUCGAAAUUACUGGGACAUCGGUGGAAGCGUCGGAAGUGGCAGCAUCCUAGCGAGCGGUGGAGCUUGGGGUGAAGUGUAG